CAGAACAAGGGCAGCUCUGUGCCAUCCCUGCAGGGACAAGUCCCUGUGCUGGAAGACAGGGAGAGGCUCUGUGCUGGGCACCAGCUCUGCAGGUUUAAGAGUAGAUGUUUCCCCCACUGAUCAAGUUGUACAUUUGGGAUGGAAAUGGUGGACAGUGCUAAACGUGGUUGUACAGAGCCUUCUCAGAAAUGCUACAAGACUUUUUUGAGCAAAUCUUGCCUAACCACAACCUCCAUAAGUGGCUUCAUGAGAAACGCAUCCUCUGGCAGGGCCUAUCCCCCUCAGCCUCAAUAAUUUACUACAAAAUGCAAAAUGAUGUGGAUUACCAAAGUGGCUCCAUGUGCCACAAAGAUCCUUUAUUCUCCUUCAUGUAAAGGCUGUGAGAAGGGCAGCUCUGGACCUCAGCUAAUUCGAAGGUGCCUGACGGGCUCACAGGCUGCUGAAGCUGAACCUGCCCGGCGUUUUCCACUGUAGGAUGGAGGACGGCAGCAGAGCCCACAUCGCCAUUGUUGGCUGGGCCUGCACAAUCCUGUGCUUGGUCUCCUACGUGGCUGCCUUCUCGCACGGCGCCGGCCUUUCAGCCUGCACUGACAUGAUGCCCAGGCACCUGAGAGCACAGCUGCACAGCCCCAGCAACAACUACGUUACUGUCCACACCAACAUGUCCUUCUACCUCCCAGGUGACAAAGUUCCAGUGACAGUGAGAAGCACCCGGGAUUUUAUGGGCUUUUUGCUUCAAGCCCGCAAAGUGUCUAAUGAUGAAAUUGCUGGCACAUUUGUCUUCAUCCCUCCUGGUUCCAAGCUGCUGACUUGUUUUGAAGACAGUGAUGCUGUCACCCACUCAGACAAAUCACUGAAGAGAAAUCUCUCCUUUGUAUGGAAAGCACCAGACCAACCCAUAGGAGACAUCAAGUUUUUCAUCUCCAUAGUCCAGUCAUACUUCGUUUACUGGGCAAAGAUCGAAUCUGCUAUCGUGGCUCAGCGAGGGCAAAAUAAAAUGCUUGAUGGCAGUGGCAAGAGUCCUGACCCUGUAUCCCCAGCACCCUCACGGGGACCAGCUGACCCAAAACCCACAGGUCCCAUCUCUCUCAUGGCUGCCACCAGCUCUCCACCACGCACCCCUGCGCUGGCUGCCAGUGCCACCGGCAUCACGGCAACGUUGGCACUGGACUCAGGUCUCGAUGUCAAGUCAGACGUCCAUCCCAUUGCUGAGCCAAAGCAGCUGGCCCGGCCUUCGCGAGCUGUGUCCGACAGAAGCAGAGAGUCCAGCAGCCACGUGUUAGAGAUGUCCCUCCCUACCCAAGACCCUGGCACAGUGGACAACUUGCAAGGUUUUCUCUCCCAGGAAAACACCUCCAGCUACAGCACCUCCAAUGGAACAGGAAGCAUUGCCAGCACUGCCACCCCUCGCUCGUGCCUGAUGUGUAAAGAAGACAGACAGGCCAGUACCGAGAGCAGGGCUGUCUCGAAAGCCUCCCCUCAUGAGACAGUAUCUCCUUCUGCCCCACAUGUCCACACUCACCUGGGUGAUGCUGCUGCGACAACAGCCUCGUUUGGUGAUGCUGAUGCUGCCAGCAACUUGUCAUCAGCUUCAAGGCAAAUGGCAGAAAGAAAGCUGGAGCUGCAGCCAGAGGAGGAAGGCACCAGGGGUGAGGAGGAAGAGGCAGGUGGAAAUACCUUGCCAUGGGUGACUAGGCCAGCUCCGGAAUCCGCUGUUCCUGAGAAAGGGGAAGACCCUGCCAGAGGGACCCGACUCCUAGCAGCCCAACUUGGCAUCCUUCUGGUCUGCACUGUCGCCCUGGGGCUGGCACUGGCAGCUGCUAUGCGCUGUGUCUGUGCCCAGCAUUGCCACAAGCGGACGGAGGUCUCCUUCGGAGAGCCAGACCCCAACGUCAUCGCUGUCAGAGAGAAUGGGGAGGUGAUGCAUUUCCGAAAGAUCCGGGAGAACAGCUUUGUGCUGGUGCAAGCCGAGUACAACUGGGUCAGCCCCUCAAGCAGUGGGAAGAAGACAAUUAUCUGAAGACCUGCAAUGCUAAAAGCAGAGCUACAGCGGCUGGCAUAGCUGAAAACAGCCCGGCCUGCACGGCACAGAUCGCAGGAAGCAGUGGUGUAGUUCCUAUAUUUGCCACCAUAUAGGUAAACAAAGCCUAAGCAACCAGUUCAGACAAAGGUGUUAGUUGGAAGUAUCUAAGC
This is a messenger RNA of Cuculus canorus (common cuckoo), 2193 nucleotides long. RefSeq names its product reeler domain containing 1 (gene REELD1). The coding region runs from base 476 to 2020 and encodes 514 amino acids. The record is from RefSeq and is a predicted model, not a curated record. Lineage: Eukaryota; Metazoa; Chordata; Aves; Cuculiformes; Cuculidae. Gene Ontology annotation, molecular function: oxidoreductase activity, acting on metal ions. The transcript has 6 exons.